AUGGCCGCCGACUCUGCUGCAGACCUAGAGCCGGUGGCGAACACCACCGCCCGACUUAAGACUCUGCUUGAACGAGCCAGAGAGGUGAAGCCGGAAGCCUCCAUCGACCCGCCGUUACGCACGUCGGACCUUCUGCCCGAGAUCAAUGCACUCCACGACGGUGUUGAUGCGCGAUAUGAUCAGGCCUACAAGGUCAAUGUUGUGGAAACGGCUGCUCGUGGAAUCUUCUAUGGCUUGCUAAACUCUACGCCUAUUGAGAAGCCUACUUUUGUCGAGAUCUGGAAUUUACUGGACGUUCUGGCCUCGUGCGGCGACCAAGGUGUGUGCGCGUCCGAACUGGUCUGCUACCUGAUCGAGGAGUUACUGGACAGCCAAACCACGGCUGGAUGCCGCAUAGUCUUCGAUUACCUGGAGUCAAGGCGAGAGCGACUCGCGGCGAAGGAUUUCCACAAGAAGAAUCUUAUCUUCCUGCGGUCGUGCAACGAGCUGCUCAAAAGGUUGAGUCGCGCCGAAGAUGCUAUCUUCUGUGGGAGGGUAUUCUUCUUCCUCUUCCAGACGUUUCCGCUUGGCGACAAGAGCUCCGUCAACCUGCGUGGCGAGUUCCACAAUGAAAACGUCACGAAGUUUGCAGUCCCGGACGAGCAUGGAGAAAAGAUGGAAGUCGAUGAAAAGGCAGGUGGUGCCGUCACGGUCAAGGCAGAAACGCCUCAACCACCAACUAAGCCUGCCGGAAAGGGCGCACCGCUAAAGAGUCCUCACAAGGUCCCGGCAGAGGUAGUGCUGUCAACUGGCGAACUCUAUCCUAUCUUUUGGCGACUGCAGCAGGAUUUCUCGGAACCAACGCGCUUGUUCGCUCCGGUGCAGUUUAAGACCUUCAAGGAUGGCCUAAGCCACACCCUAACGAAGUUCAAGAAAACGCCUACGGUUGUCCAGACCAAAGCCACGGAGACUGACAAACGAGGCGUCAAGCGAAAGCUGGGCGAAGAAGGUAUGGACGACGAAGCAUCAAAACACUUCGUCGACAACUACAACCCAAAGUAUCUGACGAGCCGCGAUCUCUUCGAUCUCGAAUUGAGUGAUCUAGCCUUUCAGCGGCAUAUCCUGGUGCAAGCUUUGAUACUCAUAGACUUCCUUAUCUCCCUGACGGAUAAGGCGAAGAAGAAGCUUGCGGUGCCCGAGGUCAACAAUAAGUCACUGCUCUACAGUUUCACCAUUGUCGAAGAGGAUGCGAAAUGGUGCCGAGACACUCGGCAAGCCAUCACGGACUACCUGCGCGCCACACCCACUUUCGAAGAAGGCCGCUUCUACCACCGCAUGGUCGAAACGGUUUUGGCGCGAGACAAAAAUUGGGUACGGUGGAAGCUCGAGAGCUGUCCAUCCAUCGUUAGAGAUCCGGUUUCAACCGAGCAAAUCUUGGAUGCUCGCAGGACUGCACGCAACGUUGCCCGUCCGCGUAAGGUACCGCAAAGGCCAAUGGGUGCCAUUGAUCUCUCCUUCCUUGCCGAGGGACAUGGUGGCGGGUUGGAAGCACUUAAAGAUCCUUCGCGGUACACUGCGCCGUCGGUUGAGGAGCUGAUCGAGGGAGUAAAGGCCGAUCAGCUGGAUCUGGAGAUGGCUAUGGAUGAUGCGGAGAAGGAGAGCAUACAGAAUGCCAUCACCAACAAGACGUGGCGCGUUUUGAGACAAGUACGGGAGAGCGAUCUGAAUCUGCUCAACAAAGUCAACCCUGAAAAAGGUAUUGAGUCGCUUUUUGAGCCGGCGAAGGACAGUUCU
Baudoinia panamericana UAMH 10762 is the source of this 1773-nucleotide messenger RNA. RefSeq lists its product as uncharacterized. Gene Ontology annotation, biological process: regulation of DNA-templated transcription elongation; mRNA export from nucleus. The record is from RefSeq and is a predicted model, not a curated record. Gene Ontology annotation, cellular component: THO complex part of transcription export complex. The annotation marks the transcript as partial. Lineage: Eukaryota; Fungi; Ascomycota; Dothideomycetes; Mycosphaerellales; Teratosphaeriaceae. The transcript has a single exon.